This is a messenger RNA of Trypanosoma conorhini, 1617 nucleotides long. Its product is annotated as putative surface protease GP63. Gene Ontology annotation, biological process: proteolysis; cell adhesion. Gene Ontology annotation, cellular component: membrane; cytoplasm. NCBI's taxonomy places the organism in Eukaryota, Euglenozoa, Kinetoplastea, Trypanosomatida, Trypanosomatidae. Gene Ontology annotation, molecular function: metalloendopeptidase activity. The transcript has a single exon. The record is from RefSeq and is a predicted model, not a curated record. The coding region runs from base 1 to 1617 and encodes 538 amino acids.
AUGGCGGAGAGCGACUCGCGCCCGGUGAAGAUGCUGCGGGAGUUGCCCCGAAAGGGCCAGGGCGCCUCGCGGGCGUACACCGCCGCUGCAGGGGCGGGCGGUGCUGGGGGCUGGGAACCCGUCCGCAUCGUGGCCUCCGCGAGGGACCUGGACGACCCCAGCAAGUACUGCACCAAGGAAGGAGAGCGCCGCCCGACGUUUGAGGGCCACGAUGGCGAGUGCCGGGAGGACGACAUCCUUACCAGUCGGAAGAAGGCUGAGCUGCUCCAAACGAUCAUCCCAUCGGCCAUCAAGCUGCACGCGGAGCGCCUCCUCGUCCGGCGCACGGAGUCCCGGUUGAUUGUGCCCAGGACCAUCACUCAAACGAAGUGCAGGCACUUCACCGUGCCCGAGGAACACUACACGGAUGGGGUUCCGGACGCCGACGCGGUGCUCUAUUUGGCCGCAGGGCCGUCUGUGAUGUUCGCCGUUCCGUGCGUCACGGCCGAGGAGGACGACCGCCCGACCGUCGGUGCCAUGAACUUCUAUCUAUCCGGCGUCUUUCACCCGUGGUUCGCCGUCCGCGUCGCUGCACACGAACUCGCGCACGUGCUCGGGUUCACCUACCAACAGAUGGAUGCCCAGAAGAUGGUGCGCACCGUCACCGCAGGAAGUUAUGGUGCAAAGUCGGGGUUGGUGACCUCCCGUCUCACCAAGGAGAAGGCGCAGGAGCACUACAACUGCGGCAGCCUUGAGGGCAUGCCCCUGAAGGACGAAUACGACGAGUUAUCCCGGCUGCGCUCGCACUGGGAUCGGCGCUACGCCAAGGACGAGCUGAUGGGCCCCACGGUUGCUACUGGCGCCGGCUUCUACACCGCGCUGACGAUGGCCGCGUUUGAGGACAUGGGCUUUUUCAAGGCGAACUUCAGCAUGGCGGAGCCGAUGAGCUGGGGCAGAAACGCCGGGUGCGACUUCGUUGAGGCAAAGGAGUGCGAGCCGGACGACUACACCAAGUUUCCCGCGAUGUUCUGUCACGAGAACUCCAGCGACACCACUUUGUACUGCACGAGCGACCGCGUUGCCUUGGGCCUAUGCAGUGCUUCGCGGAGUGACAAAUGCGUUUUCAUCAACCCGUCACCUUUCGGUUCCUGCCGUAAUGAGGAAAACACGAACCUGCACGGGAGCCGCCUGGGCGCGGGCUCGUGGUGUCUCGACGGGGACUCGCUCAAGGUGAAUGUGGAAAGGCACGACCCGGAGCCAGGCGUGGUCGCUGUGGCCGCCGUCUGCGCGGAGGUGGUGUGCACCAGGGACUCCGUCAAGGUACGCUACCUCGGCGACGGCGACUGGCACGACUGCCCCGAGGGCGGCUUCCUCUCACCUGCGUCCACGUCCGUUGACUUUGCGGGUGGCACGAUCAAGUGCCCCAAGUACGAGGAGGUGUGCACCAUCACCCCCUCUGGCAGGAGUGGCGUCAAACUUGGUAGCGCAGACAACGACAAUCAGGGACCCAACAAUAAUUAUGGCCCCGAUGGCAAUGGCGGCCCCAACAAGAAUGAUGGCAGUGCUGUGGCUGUUCAUGUUGGGGCUCUUGUGCUGGCCGCCGUUGCCGUCGUCGUUGCCGUGGCGACGCCUCUUUGA